CAUUUCUUGGUUUGGGUGAGGAGAGCUCCUUUCUCGCUCGUCACCAACCCUUCCUACGAUCUCUCGCGGAGGUCAAAUCUCGUCUGGAUUGCGCUCUUCGACGAGAUUUAUAAGAAAUGGCCGACGCAGAGGAUAUUCAACCACUUGUUUGUGACAAUGGAACUGGAAUGGUCAAGGCUGGAUUUGCUGGUGAUGAUGCACCUAGGGCAGUCUUCCCUAGCAUUGUAGGCCGACCUCGUCACACAGGUGUUAUGGUUGGGAUGGGCCAGAAAGAUGCUUAUGUUGGUGACGAAGCACAGUCCAAGAGGGGUAUCCUCACCCUGAAGUAUCCUAUUGAGCAUGGAAUUGUCAGCAACUGGGAUGACAUGGAAAAGAUCUGGCACCAUACCUUCUACAAUGAACUCCGUGUUGCUCCUGAGGAGCAUCCUAUACUGCUCACCGAAGCCCCUCUUAACCCAAAGGCAAACAGGGAAAAGAUGACCCAGAUAAUGUUUGAAACUUUCAAUGUACCAGCUAUGUAUGUUGCUAUUCAGGCAGUCCUUUCGCUCUAUGCCAGUGGCCGUACUACUGGUAUUGUGCUUGAUUCUGGUGACGGUGUCAGCCAUACCGUUCCUAUCUAUGAAGGAUAUGCUCUACCUCAUGCCAUUCUUCGUUUGGAUCUUGCUGGUCGUGAUCUCACGGAUUGCCUGAUGAAGAUCCUGACAGAGAGGGGUUAUUCAUUCACUACCACUGCAGAACGGGAAAUCGUAAGGGACAUCAAGGAGAAGCUUGCCUUUGUUGCUGUUGACUAUGAACAGGAGCUGGAGACUGCCAAGACUAGCUCUGCUGUGGAGAAAAGCUAUGAACUUCCCGAUGGGCAGGUUAUCACGAUUGGGGCUGAGAGAUUCAGGUGCCCGGAGGUGCUCUUCCAGCCAUCGUUGAUCGGCAUGGAAGCCGCUGGAAUUCAUGAGACAACAUACAACUCUAUUAUGAAGUGUGAUGUGGAUAUCAGGAAAGAUCUGUAUGGCAACAUUGUGCUUAGCGGUGGAUCAACAAUGUUCCCUGGUAUUGCCGAUCGCAUGAGCAAGGAGAUCACAGCGCUUGCACCAAGCAGCAUGAAGAUAAAGGUGGUUGCCCCACCCGAAAGGAAAUACAGUGUCUGGAUAGGAGGCUCCAUCCUUGCCUCCCUCAGUACCUUCCAGCAGAUGUGGAUUACCAAGGGGGAAUACGAAGAAUCUGGUCCGGCAAUUGUCCACCGGAAGUGCUUCUGAGCUUGUUCUUUGUAGUCCUGGGUUUGUUUGGAAAUCAUGCCUUGUUCAAAUAGUGCUUGAGACGUCUUUGUACGGUUGAGGAUGGAUUGAUGAAUAGCUUCCUUCACAGAUGUUUCAACGAGGAGGGUGGCUGUAAACAAGUACAUGUAUCUUUGUACCCAUGUGUCUCUCUCUGUCUGGUUUUGUGUAGCGUUGUAUUGUAGUUCUAGUGUCUAUCCUGGUUCGGGACUUGUUCCGCGGCUUGCCUGCUGCUUGAUUUCUUGUAUGAAGUAUAUUACCUGGUUUAUCUGCUAUUUGCAUGUUUCAUCA
Musa acuminata subsp. malaccensis (wild Malaysian banana) is the source of this 1559-nucleotide messenger RNA. RefSeq names its product actin-101. NCBI's taxonomy places the organism in Eukaryota, Viridiplantae, Streptophyta, Magnoliopsida, Zingiberales, Musaceae. The record is from RefSeq and is a predicted model, not a curated record.